Molecule: messenger RNA, 351 nt
Organism: Suillus fuscotomentosus
Lineage: Eukaryota; Fungi; Basidiomycota; Agaricomycetes; Boletales; Suillaceae
Exons: 2
Source: RefSeq, a predicted model, not a curated record
AUCCUCUCCCAAUUGGCUUCGUCGCCUAACGAUGUGGCGUCAGGUCUUGCGCAAUGCAUGGAGGCCUUACGUCUCGUUUCCUCACUGCCAAGAUCAUCGCCUAUCAUGGUCGAGUAUUCGGGUACGAAGGGUUCCAUAAUCAAGGCAUUUGGAAGGGAGCAUCUCUCACGGGUGCCGUUCAGGACUGUAUAUGGGCUUAUCAAAGCCUCCAUGGAACUCCCUGACGACUCCCGUAUCAUGUAUGCUGCAUUCUAUCGUGAAGAUGGGACAGUUGAUCCCGCAAAGGUACUCAUCGAUGAAGACUCGUGGAAAGAGCUUGUACCAUAUGUGCAUACAUUGCAUAUCGAGGAC